This is a messenger RNA of Mytilus trossulus (common blue mussel), 1928 nucleotides long. Its product is annotated as protein fem-1 homolog C-like. NCBI's taxonomy places the organism in Eukaryota, Metazoa, Mollusca, Bivalvia, Mytilida, Mytilidae. The transcript has 2 exons. Bases 135 to 1814 code for a protein of 559 amino acids. The record is from RefSeq and is a predicted model, not a curated record. Gene Ontology annotation, molecular function: protein binding.
UCGUCUAACGAUGAACUUUUUUAUCAUAUCCUUGGAAUGGUAUGUAGAAUUGAUUUUGUAUGUUUCUAAAAGGUAAUUUUAAAGCGAUGUGUUAUAUUUUAAACGGACAGCAAUAUUUCAAUAUUUGAGUAAACAUGUCAGCAAACUGCGAACCAAAAAACGACUUCGAAACUCAAGCGGAUGUUAUUUAUUUCUGCAUUAAGGAAAACAAUCCUACCAAAAUCGUUUCUACGUUAUGUCUGUUGUCAGCGCAGGUUCGUAAACAGAUUGUCUCAAUCAAAGUGAAUGAAAAUACAGCGCUUUGUGUGGCUGUUGCGAACGGACAUAAAGACAUUGUUGAGUAUCUUCUUAAAAACUGUGAGGCUGAUGUCAACCAGAGAGGAAUUUUCACAGACGAAAAUGAUAACCAAUAUAAAGUUCCACCUAUUUGGUGCGCAGCGGAAUCCGGGAGAGUGGAUAUUGCAAGUUUGCUGUUAUUUUAUGGAGCAGACGUGAAUGAUUGUUCUGACACAGAAUCAACUCCAGUUCGUUGUGCAUGUUUUAUGAACCAUCAGCUUAUGGUUGAAUUUUUAGUUGAAAACGGAGGAAACCUUUCGAAAACUAAUAUAUACGGUGGAACAUGUUUGAUGAAUUCCAUCAGAUGCUCAGAAAUUGUUGAAUUCUUAAUUGCAAAGGGUGUGGAAGUUAACUCAGCUGACAGAAAUGGCUGGACUGCCCUUCAUUAUGCUGCUAAAGAAGGUCAUGUUAACAGUGUUAGGAUUCUACUGACCAAUAAUGCUGAUUACACCAUACGAAAUAAAACUGACAGAACUGCACUAGAUUUGGCUGCAUAUAACGGACAUGAUUUCGUUGUUGAGGCUUUUAUGAAGAAAAAGUGUGGUACUGAGAUAGAGCUCGUCGAUUCAUACGAACUACUAGGAUGUCACCAUGUUGAUACAGAUAUUGAAAAGGCACGUAAAUUCUGGAUGAAGGCUCUCGGAAUGCGUUUCGAAUUUUCAGUAAAUUCAAUGAAUAAGUCUCAAACUUCCGUAAAUUUCCUGUCAAAAUCUGCCUUUGCUGAUACGACGGAAAUAACAUCAGCCAAAGAACUUAAACACAUAAAAGAUGAGCAUAUACUCUAUAUGCAGGCAUUACUUAAAUAUAGACGAAUUCUUGGAGAGGAUCACGAAGACACUAUUUACAAAAUACGAUAUCGUGGUGCAGUAUAUGCAGAUACUAAACUGUUCCAAAGGUGUGUUGAAUUAUGGAAAUACGCCUAUAGCAUUGAAAUAAGUAGAAAACAGUUUUUAGAGAACGAUACAGUGAAUGCAGCAACUUCUCUUGCAAAUAUAUUUUGUGAAAUGCAAAUCGCAUUUGAAGAUCAAAAUGCAAACGAAAAGGUACAGACAAAAGAUGUCAUUGAAGUCAUAUCGAUGCUUAAAGACCAUAUUUUUAGCUGUGAAGCCAUUUUAUCCAGACGUCCAGUCAAUAUACAAACAAUCAACAACUAUAAAUACCUGCUUCAGUCCGUUAUACACAUAAUAAAUGUUUUCCGAUGUUUAGAGAGAGAUCCAUAUGAACAAAAUGAUUUUUUGAAAAUAAUACAUGAACUAGUUAGAUUGAAUACGACUACUUAUGAUGGAGAGUCAUUAUUACAUUUGGCCGUAGAUCCACAAACAGAAACUGUUGAUGAUACGUAUUUUUCUCAAAUGCCUUCACUUGAAGUUGUAAAAGUUUUGCUCGAGUGUGGAAUAGACACAAACAGAUCGGACAAAGAUGGUGUAACUGCCUUACUAUGCAGUAUCAAAUAUAGCCACCAACAUGACAAAAAAUAAAAUGUGACAUUAUAAAGCAAAACCAAAAAUGAAAUGUUGUUUGGCUCGUUAGAAAUAUUGAAUAUUGAUAAUAGGGACAGCUGGAACAUGUUAAAGAGGUCAAAGUUCGUAUAA